Molecule: messenger RNA, 3151 nt
Organism: Lynx canadensis (Canada lynx)
Lineage: Eukaryota; Metazoa; Chordata; Mammalia; Carnivora; Felidae
Gene: GPSM2
Product: G protein signaling modulator 2
Exons: 16
Coding region: 543-2531 (662 amino acids)
Molecular function (GO): protein binding; GTPase regulator activity
Source: RefSeq, a predicted model, not a curated record
GUGCCCCUGCCUGGUGAGGCGCCCGCGGCGCGCGGACUCGCCUGGGGGAGGGGCCACAGCCACCCCUCCUUCGCCCCAGGCCGCCGCUGCCGCAGCUCAGUGGCGUCCGCCGCGCUCCCGGGACUCGCCGGCCCGCGGGAGAAAUGUUGCUGAAGUGCUGCUGAAAGGGCCAAAGAUGCAAGGAUUUGGGACACAUUUUGAACCUUUAAGCUGUCUGACAUUGACCUCCUUUCAUUAUUAAUAAAGAAGAAGCAGGAGCUUAGGAUGUAUUAACACCAACUCAUUAAUAUACUAACUGGACAAUGUUCUGCAACAAUUCUACAUUGUAAAGAACUGGAUUGGCUGAAAAUAAAAUAAUUUCAUAUUUUACUCAGCUUAUAAUAUGACUCGAUGGAGGAAAAUUUGAUAAGCAUGAGGGAAGACCAUUCUUUUCAUGUUCGUUACAGGGCAGCCAUGAUGCUAAGCAUGUUAUCUGACUCAUAGUGCACGUGUGAUGGAAUGUAUAUUGAACUUCAUUGGACAUAACUAUCAGUUGAACCUAAAUGGAAGCUUCUUGCCUAGAACUGGCCUUGGAAGGGGAACGUCUGUGUAAGUCAGGAGACUGCCGUGCUGGUGUGUCCUUCUUUGAAGCUGCAGUUCAAGUUGGAACUGAAGACCUAAAAACACUUAGUGCUAUUUACAGCCAGCUGGGCAAUGCUUAUUUCUAUUUGCAUGAUUAUGCCAAAGCAUUAGAAUACCACCAUCAUGAUUUAACUCUAGCAAGGACUAUUGGAGAUCAGCUGGGGGAAGCCAAAGCUAGCGGUAAUCUGGGAAACACCUUAAAAGUUCUUGGGAAUUUUGAUGAAGCUGUAGUUUGUUGUCAGCGACACCUAGAUAUUUCCAGAGAGCUUAAUGACAAGGUGGGAGAAGCAAGAGCACUUUACAAUCUUGGAAAUGUGUAUCAUGCCAAAGGGAAAAGCUUUGCCUGCCCUGGUCCUCAAGAUAUGGGAGAAUUUCCAGAAGACGUGAGAAAUGCUCUGCAGGCAGCUGUGGAUUAUUAUGAGGAAAACCUAUCACUAGUGACUGCUUUGGGUGACCGAGCAGCCCAAGGACGUGCCUUUGGAAAUCUUGGAAACACACAUUACCUCCUUGGCAACUUCAGGGAUGCGGUUAUAGCCCAUGAACAGCGUCUCCUUAUUGCAAAAGAAUUUGGAGAUAAAGCAGCUGAAAGAAGAGCAUAUAGCAACCUUGGAAAUGCAUAUAUAUUUCUUGGUGAAUUUGAAACUGCCUCUGAAUACUACAAAAAGACACUGCUAUUGGCUCGACAGCUUAAAGACAGAGCUGUAGAAGCACAGUCUUGCUAUAGUCUCGGAAAUACAUACACUUUGCUUCAAGACUAUGAAAAGGCUAUCGAUUAUCAUCUGAAGCACUUAGCAAUUGCUCAAGAGCUAAAUGAUAGAAUUGGUGAAGGAAGAGCAUGUUGGAGCUUAGGAAAUGCAUACACAGCUCUAGGGAAUCAUGAUCAAGCAAUGCAUUUUGCUGAAAAGCACUUGGAAAUUUCAAGAGAGGUUGGGGAUAGAAGUGGUGAACUAACAGCACGACUGAAUCUCUCAGAUCUUCAAAUGGUUCUUGGUCUGAGCUACAGCACAAAUAAUUCAAUAAUGUCUGAACAUAUUGAAAUUGAUAACAAUUUGCAUGGUGCACGCCCGAAGUUUGGACGCCGACACAGUAUGGAAAACAUGGAACUUAUGAAGUUAACACCAGAAAAGGUACAGAACUGGAACAGUGAAAUUCUUGCUAAACAAAAACCUCUUAUUGCCAAACCUUCUGCAAAGCUGCUCUUUGUCAACAGAUUGAAGGGGAAAAAAUGCAAAACUAAUUCCUCCACUAAAGUUCUCCAAGAUGCCAGUAAUUCCAUUGAUAAUCGAAUUCCAAAUUCUGAGAGGAAAAUCGGUGCAGGUAUUAUUGGAGACGAAGGGUUCUUUGACCUGGUAAGCCGAUUUCAGAGCAAUCGGAUGGAUGAUCAGAGGUGCUGCUUACAAGAACAGAGCUGCGGGACUGCUUCAGCUGCGGCUUCUUCCACUCCAUCUCGAGUGAUGAUGAAAGCACCGUCUGUUUCCGUGGUGUCCCCCAACACAGAUGAGUUUUUAGACCUUCUUGCCAGCUCACAGAGCCGUCGUCUCGAUGACCAAAGGGCCAGUUUCACUAAUUUGCCAGGGCUUCGUCUGACACAAAACAACAAUAAGUCCGUACUUGGCCACUUGAUGACUAAUGACAACAAAGAGCCUGAUGAAGACUUCUUUGACAUCCUUGUAAAAUGUCAAGGGUCCAGAUUAGAUGAUCAAAGAUGUGCUCCACCACCUGCCACCACAAAGGGACCAACAGUACCAGACGAGGACUUUUUUAGCCUGAUUCUACGUUCUCAGGCGAAAAGAAUGGAUGAACAGAGAGUUCUUUUACAAAGAGAUCAAAACAGAGAUGCUGAAUUUGGGCUGAAAGACAUUUUGCAAAGUAAUGCUUUGUUGGAAUUUAAAAAUACAGGAAAAAAAUAAACCACUAGUUAUUACGGAUAUAUUUUUUUUAAACGACCUUAUUUCCUUUCAGAACACUGCAGGGAAACUCUUUUUUUCCUUAAAAGGAGAAAUUAUAGCACUGUAAUACAGCUUAAAAUGUUUUUAGAAUGAUGUAAAUAUUUAACCUUUAAUAGUAUAGCAUUAAUUCACAUUUCUCUGGACACUCACUUGUUUCAGGGUGGAGGUGUCUUAUACAAGGUGCUUCAUCAACUUUUUUGAAUAAUGCUUGGGAUUGUGUUCUUUGGCAACUUUUUAGAUUCUUUUACGUAGUGUUUGUAAAGUGAUAAUUUUUUUUAACUCUUGAUGGCAUUUUUAAAAUACUGAACCGUGGAUAUAGUAAGAAAUUAGGCUGUUUAGUAAACAAUAACAUACUUGACCAAUGUGUAAAAAAGUUAUGUAGUCUUUAUUAAAAGAAUCUAGAUCUUUUUUCUGCUAAAAAUCCUAUUUUCAGUAUGUUAUUAGUUCAAACCCAUUAUAAAAACAACUCUAAGAAAUAAACUUUUAGCAUGUUCUGGACCCUUGAAUUUUAAAGUGUGUGUGGCUUAAAAUUAUAUCUUCUGUUGCAAAAUACUGUUUAAGACCUAAUAUCAAAAAACAAA